Molecule: messenger RNA, 6435 nt
Organism: Mizuhopecten yessoensis (Yesso scallop)
Lineage: Eukaryota; Metazoa; Mollusca; Bivalvia; Pectinida; Pectinidae
Product: echinoderm microtubule-associated protein-like 6
Exons: 36
Coding region: 80-5983 (1967 amino acids)
Molecular function (GO): microtubule binding
Source: RefSeq, a predicted model, not a curated record
UAAUAAAUAUGGCCGCAUGAAGACUGGUUUGUGCAUGUCGUCAAUAUUAAACCCCAGUGCAAGUACUUUACUUUGAGAAAUGGCGACUAAAACAGCACCAACGAGUCAACUCCGGUUGGAGUGGGUAUAUGGAUACAGAGGACAUCAAUGCAGAAACAACUUGUUUUACAAUGCCAGUAAGAAUAUCAUCUAUUUCGCUGCCGGUAUUGGGAUUGUUUAUAACGACAGAAACCAUAAACAGCGCUUCUAUCUCGGCCAUGACGAUGACAUCUUGUGCCUCAAUCUGCACCCUGAUAGAUCAAUGGUGGCAACCGGUCAGACAGGAAAGAGUCCAUUCAUCUGUGUAUGGGACUCGAACACCAUGGAAACUGUCUCCAUACUGAAGGAUGGACACCAAAACGGGGUUGCUGCAGUGGCAUUUGACAGAGAGGGAACGCGUCUGGUAUCUGUCGGGCUUGACCAGCAGUCAACCAUUAAUGUAUGGGACUGGAAAAGAGGAAAAAUACUGGCUACUGUCCGUGGCCACUCUGACAGGGUAUUUGAUGUACAGUUCCAACCCUUCAAUAACAACACCAUUGUAAGCUGCGGUGUGAAACACAUCAAGUUCUGGACGCUAUGUGGAAAUUCUCUGACCUCCAAAAAGGGCGUGUUCGGCAAGACUGGUGAGAUACAGACCAUAAUGUGUAUGGCAUUCAGCACCAGCGACAACGUAACCUACUCCGGCACAAUGAGCGGAGACAUCUAUAUCUGGAAAGGAAACAACCUUGAUAGUGUCGUACAAGAGGCACACAAGGCUGCUAUCUAUGCUAUUGACCAUGCAGAUGAGGGCUUUGCCACAGGUGGUAAGGAUGGCUGUGUACGGCUGUGGGACUCAGACUUUAAGCCUAUAACUACGAUAAGUCUGGUCAAUACGCACCUAGGAUAUAAAGGUUUAUGUGUGCGAAGUGUGUGUUGGAGAGGAGAAAGUGUUCUGUGUGGGACACAGGACAGUGAAAUAUUUGAACUGUCGGUACGGGAGCGCGACAAGCCCAAAUGUCUUGUACAGGGCCAUGCGGAAGGGGAACUCUGGGCUCUUGCAAUACAUCCACGCAAACCCAUAUUUGCCACAGGAAGUGAUGAUCAGACACUCAGAUUGUGGAAUAUGAACAACUUUGAAAUACUUUCAAGGACCUCCCUUGAUCAGAAGAUUAGAUCAUGUGCUUUUGAUAAUGAGGGGAAUCACAUUGCUGUUGGGCUCAUGGAUGGCUCCUUUUUGGUAUUGAAGGCUGGAGAUUUUGCUGAGGUUGUUCACAUCAAAGAUAGAAAGGAGGUGAUUCACGAGAUGAAGUUUUCACCUUGCGGUAAAUUCCUGGCUGUUGCUUCCAAUGAUAACUUUGUGGAUGUGUACUCGGUGGAGCAGCGAUACAAACAGGUGGGGCUAUGUAAAGGGAGUUCCAGCUUCAUCACCCACAUCGACUGGUCAGAGGACAGCAAGUUUCUCCAGACAAACAGCGGUGCUGCUGAAAGACUCUUCUAUAAAAUGCCAGUUGGAAAACAGGUCACCAACAGAGAGGAAAUUGUCAACAUCAGGUGGCAUACAUUCACUGGUGUUUUGGGGUCAGAGGUCAAUGGCAUCUGGGAGAAGUACACGGACACCAACGAUGUCAACGCUGUGGACGCCAACUUUCCUGCGGAGACUAUUGUCACUGGCGAUGACUUUGGUCUCGUCAAACUGUUCAAAUUUCCUUGCCUUCGGAAAGGUGCCAAAUUCAGGAAAUACAUUGGUCACUCAGCUCAUGUUACCAACGUGCGGUUCUCACAGGACAAGAGCAGAGUGAUAUCCACGGGAGGGGCUGACCACAGCGUGUUUCAGUGGCGAUUCAUCGGAGCCGACGGAGCCGAUACUGGAGAUCUGGUGGAUCCACAGAGUGGCUACAUGGAUUCCAACAGUGAGGCGAGUGACUCCGACAUGUCUGAUAUUGGUGAGGUCGACUCGGACCUAGAGCAGGAGAAACAGAUCAAAUAUGACCGUGCAUUGUACAAAGAGGAUGCAAAAACUAUACGUAAGAAGAUAAAAUCAGAGCUGGGCAGUGGUCAGAAACGCAAAAAGGGACCGGACGUAGGACUUCAACUUGAAUAUAUCCAUGGGUACCGAGGUUACGACUGCAGAAACAACCUGUUUUACACACAAAAUGGUGAAGUGGUUUACCAUGUGGCUGCGGCAGGCAUCGUCUACAACAGAGACAACAACACGCAGAGGUUUUACACAGAACACACGGACGACAUCCUCUGUCUGUGUAUACACCCUCUCAAAGAUUUGGUUGCCACUGGCCAGGUGGGUCGUGAUCCAGAGGUCCAUGUCUGGGAUACAGAGUCUCUCAAGACUGUGUCGGUACUAAAGGGCCAGCAUCAGAGAGGAGUGUGUGCUGUAGACUUCUCAGGUGAUGGUAAAAGACUAGCGUCCAUUGGACUAGAUGAUAACCACUGUAUAGUGGUGUGGGACUGGAGGAAAGGAGAGAAACUGGCUACCACAAGAGGCCACAAGGACAAGAUAUUUGUGAUAAAGUGGAAUCCAUUCGAGCCAAACAAGCUUAUCACUGUUGGAGUAAAACACAUUAAGUUUUGGACACAAACAGGUGGAGGUUUCACAUCGAGUCGCGGAACAUUUGGGAACGUGGCGAAGUUGUGUGACAUGCUAUGUAUCACGUUCGGGAAGGCAGCCGAUUUGUUCUACUCUGGAGGCAGUGACGGAUGUGUGUUUGUCUGGCAGGACACCAAACUCCAGCGUACAGUGAAGGCACACGAGGGUCCUGUUUUUGCCAUGCAUUCCCUCGACAAGGGCUUCGUGACUGGAGGUAAGGAUGGUGUGGUAGGCCUGUGGGACGACCAGUUCGAGCGAUGUUUGAAGACCUAUUCUUUAAAACAAGCCUCCAUCUCCCAAACGUCACGAGGGAUGUUGAUAACCGAGUCCCCGUCCAUCAGAGCUAUAGUUCUGGGACACGGCAAGAUUCUAGUGGGCACACGUAAUGGAGAGGUGCUAGAGAUUGACAAGUCUGGUCCGGUGACAUUGCUCACACAGGGCCACAUGGAAGGAGAACUAUGGGGCCUUGUUGUUCACCCACGGAAGAAGGUGUGUGCGACGGUCAGCGAUGACAAGACGCUCCGUAUCUGGGACCUCAAAGACCACAAAAUGAUCAACUACAAACUGCUCAAGCAGGCAGGCAGAUGUGUCGACUUCUCCGCAGACGGCAAAUUUCUGGCUGUGGGCCUGAAAGACGGAAGUUUUAUGGUCAUUAACUCUGACACGAUGGAUGAGAUUUUGACCUUCCACCACAGAAAGGAAGAAAUUUCGGACAUCAAAUUUUCCCCAGAUCCAGUGAAGUACUUGGCUGUAGCCUCCCAUGACAACUUUGUGGACAUCUAUAACGUGUUAAACCAGAAGAGGGUUGGAACCUGUAAGGGGGCCUCCAGUUACAUCACACACGUAGACUGGGAGCGAAAAGGAAAAGUACUCAUGGUGAACAGUGGUGCCAAAGAGCAACUUUUCUUUGAGGCGCCCCGGGGGAACCGUGUCACUCUGCGGCAUGCUGAAAUAGAGAAGUUGGAUUGGGUGACGUGGACCUCGGUGUUGGGACACACAUGUGAGGGGGUGUGGCCACCCAAGAGUGAUGUCACUGAUGUAAAUGCUGUCUGUGUCAGCAGCGACAAGAGUGUUAUUGCUACAGCUGACGACUUUGGAUUUGUGAAACUCUUCCAGUACCCAGUUAAGGAGAAGUUUGCUAAGCACAAGAAGUAUGUUGGCCACAGUGCCCAUGUGACCAAUGUGCGAUUUACUUGCGACGAUAACCUGUUGGUGUCUACUGGCGGGGCCGACACUGCCACUAUGGUAUGGCGCUACGGUAAUCCGACAGAGGCAGGCCCAGUCACAUGUGGGGAUAGUGAUGACUCGGACACGGACUCCGAGGAGGAGGGAGGCUACGACAGUGACGUAGAACGAGAGAAGAACUUAGACUAUGCCAGUAAGAGCUACGUAGAUCCCAUCAGAGAGAGGAAGGGUGUAAAACCCCAUCUUCAAGACGGAGCUGGGCUGCAGAAAAAACCUGGUUUCCAGCGCAAACCUCCACAACCUCCCAAGGUUAAAAGGUCAGAGGCUCCAUCUGCAGGGUCAAAGAGAAAAAAGGCAACACAAGUAACCGAUCUUCAGUUGGAUUAUGUGUUUGGUUACCGAGGAUUUGAUUCUCGUAACAACCUACAUUAUAUAAACGACGGUGCUGACAUCAUCUUCCACACAGCUGGAGCAGGCAUCGUCCAAAACCUGUCUUCAGGUCAUCAGAGCUUUUACCUAGAACACACAGAUGACAUCAUUUGUCUUGCCGUGAAUCAAAAUCCAAAGUUUAAGAAUGUGAUGGCGUCUGGCCAGAUAGGAACUGUUCCAACUAUACAUGUGUGGGAUGCCUCUACCAAGGAGACAAAGUCGAUACUAAGUGGAGGUCACUCUAAAGGUGUUUGUGCUGUGGACUUCUCCUGCUCAGGGAAAUACUUACUGUCCGUUGGACUUGAAGAUGACCACAAUGUGAUUGUGUGGAGGUGGCAGGAAGGGUCUAAAGUAGGAACAGUUCCGGGACACAGCCAGAGGAUUUUCCAAGCAGAGUUUCGGCCCGACUCCGAUAGUCAGUUUGUGACUGUUGGCGUGAAACAUGUCAAGUUCUGGACGGUAGCAGGUUGUGAGCUGAGAGGUAAACGUGGCAUACUGACCAUAGCAGGGACGGACCACGGGACGACAGUCAAAAUGCAGACCAUGCUCUCAUUAGCCUUUGGGGCGAACAACAUGACGUACACUGGAGCCAUGAGUGGGGAUGUGUAUGUCUGGAAGGACACAACACUUGUCAGACUGGUACAGAAAGCUCACAGCGGCCCUGUCUUUACCAUGUUUACCACCCUGAGGGAUGGCCUCAUUGUAACUGGAGGCAAGGAACCAGAUUCAAGAGAAAGUGGACCCGUGAAGCUAUGGGACCAGGAGAUGAAGAGGUGCCGUGCAUUUUCUGUACAGGAAGGAAAUUUGAAACCCUCAGUUGUCAAGUCUGUGUGCCGAACAAAGGGUAAAAUCCUGGUCGGGACAAAGGAUAAUACAGUGAUUGAGGUGGCUGAGAAGAGUGGGACCAACUCCGUGUUAGUUGGGGGCCACGCAGAGGGAGAAGUCUGGGGCCUCGAUGUUCAUCCCACAAGUCCCUGUUUUGUUACUGCCAGCUUCGACGGCACUGUCAGGUACUGGGACCUCUCUAAAAAGGCUACUGUGGCCAGACUGGACAUCGGAGCUGCCAGGUCCACAGCGUUCAGUGUGGAUGGUGAAAUGUUAGCUGUAGGUCUGAAGAAUGGAGAGUUUGUUGUGCUGACAACAAAUGGACUGAAGCUGUGGGGGAAACGAAGGGACCGAGCAGGAGCCAUCAAUGACGUCAGGUUCAGCCCUGAUGGUAAGAUACUUGCAGUUGGGUCUGAGGAUUGUUGUGUAGAUUUCUACGACCUCAGCAAAGGGAAGUCACUCCAGCGGGCAGGGUACUGCAAAGGCAUCCCCACGUUUGUCAUCCAGAUGGACUUCUCAGCCGAUAGUCAGUAUAUCAGGGUCAGUACAGGAGCUUACAUCCGCCAGGUCUUCACAGUCCCCGGUGGAGCCUUGGUCGAGGACCACAACAUCACUGAUAAAAUCACUUGGGCAUCAUGGACAAGUACACUGGGUAACGAGGUACUUGGAAUCUGGCCGAAGGACUCGAGUGGUGGAGAUAUCAACUGUUCCCAUCUCUCUCACCUUGGUAACGCCCUGGCAACGGGGGAUGAUUUUGGAUUUGUCAAACUGUUUGAGUUCCCAUGUCCAGAAAAACAAGCUCAGCAUAAGUCAUUUGUAGGUCACUCUGCCCAUGUGACCAAUGUGAGAUUCAUGUUUGAUGACAAGUUUCUCAUCAGCACUGGAGGUGAUGAUUGCAGCAUAUUUGUAUGGAAGUGCACAUAAAAGAAUGCCCUGGAUACCAAGCAAUGUACCUGGUUACAGAGGAGCUUGAUACCAAGCAUUAUACCUGGUUACUAAGCAACAUAACUGGUUACUAAGGAGCUUAAUACCAAUCAUUAUACCUGGUUACUAAGCAACAUACCUGGUAACCAGGGAGCUUGAUCCCAAGCAUUAUACCUGGUUACUAAGCAACAUACCUGGUUACCAAUGAGCUUGAUACCAAGCAUUAUACCUGGCUACUAAGCAACAUACCUGGUUACCAAGGACUUUGAUACCAAGCAUUAUACCUGGUUACUAAGCAACGUACCUGGUUACCAAGGAGCUUGGAUUACCAGAAUUCAGCAGCAGCUAAUGUCAGGACCGACAACUGUUUCAUUGUGACCUAACAAACAUUUUGUUAUCUACGUCAUCAUUGUAUUAUAUUUGUAAAUGUUAAUGUAACAAAAUUAUAAAUA